AAAUAUAAAUUUAUGGAAAUUUCGUGUCAUGAAAAUCUAUCAAGUUUUGAACCUUUUUUUUCUAAUUUCAGAUUUCAAAUUAUGUUCUUUAUCUCACGAACUCGAGUCAUCAGGCAUCUGCAAAAAGUCAGUAUUAGAAUGGAAAAUAAUUUCACAACAUUAACUGUAAACGCAUCUGCAACCAUCCACACUCCAGAACCAACUCCAACAAUUUCAAAAAUUAAUGUUCCUUCACAAAAAUUGAUUCCAUCCGCCACAGAAAAUAAUUCAUCUGCCUCACAAGAUGAUUACUCCGCCUCUCCUAAUGAAUCCUCGUCAUCUCCUAAAUUCACAUCUCCCACAUCAACAAUGAAUCAGGAGGAAGUGGAUAAAUUUUCCUCCAUGGCGGAAGAUUGGUGGAAUCCUGAUGGAGUUUGUAAACCACUCCAUUCAAUGAAUAGGUUACGGAUUCCGUUUAUCCGAGACAGACUGGUCGGAGAGAUAACCUCCGACAAACCUCUCUCUGGUCUCCAUAUACUAGAUGUAGGCUGUGGUGGAGGGAUCGUCUCUGAGCAACUAGCUCGUCUUGGUGCCCAGGUGACAGGAGUUGACGCCUCCCAAAGUAAUAUUAAUAUUGCAAAGUUGCAUCGAACACGUGACCCUGAUACAGUAGGUAUAGAGUAUAUCUGUUCCACGGUAGAGGAAUUUCAAACUUCAAGUUUGCGUAAGUUUGAUGCUGUUGUUGCAAGCAAAAUAAUAGAACAUGUUAAUAAUCCUCAGCUUUUUAUUCAAUCUAUCUCUCUUCUACUCAAGGUAAUAGAACAUGUUAAUAAUCCUCAGCUUUUUAUUCAAUCUAUCUCUCUUCUACUCAAGGACGAAGGAUCUGUUUUUCUAACUACCCUGAACCGGAGUACUCGGAGCUGGUUGCUGGCUAUACUCGGAGCUGAAUACGUUCUGGGCCUGCUACCCCGGGGCACCCAUGACUGGAACAAGUUUAUUAAACCGGAAGAGCUGGAGGGUUGGCUCGACGCUGCUGGUAUUGGAACCAGGCUGGUCAACGGGAUGGUUUAUGUUCCAGGUUUAAACACUUGGAGUUGGUUUCCGGAUAACAGUGUUAACUAUGCUCUUCAUGGAAAAAAAUAUAUAUAAAUAAACAAUUACGCAAGUAUAAAACAAAUUAUCAAAGAAAUAAUAUUUGGUAUAUUAUAAACUGUUAAUGUUUGCAUCAGUCCAAAAUUUUGUUGUUGAAACAUUCUCUAUUUUACCUAUUUCAGAAA
Messenger RNA from Eurytemora carolleeae, 1256 nucleotides. Its product is annotated as ubiquinone biosynthesis O-methyltransferase. The coding region runs from base 13 to 1128 and encodes 371 amino acids. The transcript is spliced from 9 exons. Gene Ontology annotation, molecular function: 2-methoxy-6-polyprenyl-1,4-benzoquinol methyltransferase activity. The record is from RefSeq and is a predicted model, not a curated record. Gene Ontology annotation, biological process: ubiquinone biosynthetic process. NCBI's taxonomy places the organism in Eukaryota, Metazoa, Arthropoda, Copepoda, Calanoida, Temoridae.